GCUUCUGCCCUUACCCCUCCCUGAUUCCUCUUAUAUUACCUGCCUUUCUAUAUAUUAGUUCUAUAUAAAUAAUAGGAGAUCUACCUUUAUCUAGUGAUGUAGGACGAUCAUCUCCCCAAGUAUACCGCAGUCUAUACAGCUGGUCUAUGACUUACACUCCUUAUUACCAAUUUCAGUUCUACAAGUGUACAUAUUCCUACAACGUCAUUACAUCUACUUUACUUACAUGAGCCGAUCCUUACCUCAAUAACAACAUGUUCGUGAAAGUGCUUACGUCCGUGCUAGCCCUAGCGGCAUCAACCGUAUCAGCCGAGAGCGCACCCGGUUACGGAGGCUUCAGACUGGUCUGGGCGGAGACCUUCGACGGCGCGGCCGGAUCUACAGUCAACAGCAACAACUGGAACAUCAUCACGGGCCUAAAGGUCAACAAUGAAUGGCAGAGCUACACGACAUCCUCACAGAACCUCCAACUCAGCGGUGGUGCCACCGUACAGAUCGUGCCGCGCAAGGACAGCAGUGGCCAAUGGACUUCGGCACGUAUCGAGUCCAAGUAUACAUUCACACCGCCAGCGGGCACGCAGACGAUGACCGAGGCGAAACUACGAUUCGGCGACAACAACAUCGCGAACAAGCAGGGAAUGUGGCCCGCGUUCUGGCUCCUGGGUGACUCGAUCCGUAAUGGUGCGGGGUGGCCGGCAUGCGGCGAGCUGGACGCCAUGGAGACGGUCAACGGACAGCUAAUAGGCUACGGCACGGUCCACUGCAAUGUGUACCCCGGCGGUAUAUGCAACGAGCCCAGCGGCAUCGGCGCCGCCAUCAGCAUCCCCGACCAGAGCUGGCACAACUGGCGUAUCGUCUGGGACCGUCGCGCCAGCAGCUGGACCGGCGAGACCAUCACAUGGUACAUGGACGGCCAGCAAUUCCAACAGAUCUCCGGCGCUCGCAUCAACAACCAGAACGUCUGGAACUCGCUCGCCAACUCGGCCAUGUUCUUCAUUCUCAACGUCGCCGUCGGUGGUGACUGGCCCGGCGCGCCCAACAGUGCUACCCUGGACGGGUACGGCAGCAUGAUGGAGGUUGCGUACGUCGCGCACUACCUCGCAACUUAAAUAAAUUACAAAUCCACAAUAUCGAAACGGAGAGGUGAUAGGCUAUGGGAUAUGGGAACGGGGCUGGGGCUGGGGCUGAGGCUGAAGGAGUUUGGAUUGAGAACUUGGGUCGGGUGGGAAUAUUCUUGCAUUCUUCGUCCUUCGCUCCUGAACAUAUUUGACCUUCUUGCAUAUGCAUACAUUCGCUUCUUGUAUAUACUUUCGGAGGCCUUGUAUAUACCUACUUACAUGCCUUCUGAUACUUUCACCAAUAACGAACAGUUACAAGCCAGCUCCUAUAUUAUUGCGUGUAAACAACCCCUUUACCCAACCCCCUUAAGUUGCAUCGGAGUUGAGUAUGAGUCCUAAGUGCUGGGAAAUAUGACGCCUUGGUGAAUUCUAC
This is a messenger RNA of Daldinia decipiens, 1491 nucleotides long. RefSeq names its product glycoside hydrolase family 16 protein. Gene Ontology annotation, biological process: carbohydrate metabolic process. Gene Ontology annotation, molecular function: hydrolase activity, hydrolyzing O-glycosyl compounds. The transcript is spliced from 2 exons. The record is from RefSeq and is a predicted model, not a curated record. Bases 255 to 1109 code for a protein of 284 amino acids. Lineage: Eukaryota; Fungi; Ascomycota; Sordariomycetes; Xylariales; Hypoxylaceae.